Lathyrus oleraceus (garden pea) is the source of this 888-nucleotide messenger RNA. RefSeq names its product ATP-dependent DNA helicase RRM3-like. The transcript has a single exon. NCBI's taxonomy places the organism in Eukaryota, Viridiplantae, Streptophyta, Magnoliopsida, Fabales, Fabaceae. Gene Ontology annotation, molecular function: DNA helicase activity. The coding region runs from base 1 to 888 and encodes 295 amino acids. Gene Ontology annotation, biological process: telomere maintenance; DNA repair. The record is from RefSeq and is a predicted model, not a curated record.
AUGGAAAUUUUAAGAAGUAGAGGAGAAAUUGUCUUAGCAACUACAUCAUCAGGUAUAGCUGCAACAUUGUUACCCAGUGGUAGGACUGCACACUCUCGAUAUAAGAUACCUAUUCAUAUUCAACUGAGUUCCAUUUGUGGUAUUCAAAAGAAAAAGGAUCUUGCAAAUCUCAUUAGAGUUGCUGCCGCAAUAAUUUGGGAUGAAGCACCAAUGACAAACAAAAAUUGUUUGGAAGCCUUAGGUCGAUCAUUACAAGACAUUUGUAGCAACAAUGCUCCAUUUGGUGGAAAAGUUCUGAUCAUGGGGGGAGACUUUUGUCAAGUUCUUCCUGUUGUAAGAAAAGGUACUAAGGCACAAAUGAUUUCAGCGUGUAUUGUUCAGUCUCAUUUAUGGAAUCAUGCCAAGAUUUUGUGUUUGCGUCAAAAUAUGCGAUCAUUGCAUGAUCAAGAGUUUGUAGAAUUUCUUAUUCGCAUUGGUGAUGGUGUUGAACCUACCAAACCAGAUGACAUGGUGAGGUUACCUUUACAUAUUGCAAUCUCAUGGGAAGGCGAACAUUCCAUACAAGUACUUAUCCAACAUAUUUUUCCUAAUUUAGAAUUGCAUGGUUGGGAUGCUCCAUAUAUGGUACAAAGAGCUAUUUUGACACCAACAAAUGAUGAUGUCCAGAAAUUGAAUGAUAUGAUUAUCGAUCAGUUUCCAGGAGAAGAACAUAAUUUGUUAUCGUUUGACGAGGUUGAAGGAGAUAAUUAUAAUUUAUACCAGCAAGAAUUCUUAAACUCAAUUGCACAAGGUAAUUUGCCACCACAUAUUCUAAAGAUAAAAAAGGGUGCACCAUUGAUGUUUACACCAACCCUGUAUUUACAUAUUAAAAGAAAGAAAAUAGUAUAG